AGGUCACGUGGGCAUUCGUAAUUCGUUGCGAAUAUUCGUUGUUCGCAGGAUUUUUCCUGCUUUUAACGAAUACUCGCAAAAAUUAAGAUUGGAUUGCUAUGAUAAUAAAUUUUUUAAUAUAAAACUUCUAAAAUUAAAUAUUAUAGUUAUAAUGGCGUCAAAUAGUUUUUCACAGCCACAGCUUUACAAAUGUGGUCUGUGCUUAGAAUAUAUACUUUUUGAAAACAUAUAUUUACAUAACUGUGUGCAAAACUUUACGCAAGUUUUUAUAACUGAAGAUAAUGUAACUUUCUUUCCUCAAACAGAAAGUAAUGAAGUUAUUGACACAAUGGAGAAAUUAGAAAUUUAUCGUACUAAGUUAAAUGAAACUAAUAAACACAUUGAAUUUAAUAAAGAAAAUAGAGAUUCCUUAAAUCAAAACUUGUCGAUGGAAGAAAUGCUUAUUGCAGCAGUUGAAGAAAGACCACCGUUGUGGAACUAUAAAGAUUGCCUUCCAAAAGAUCGAACCAAUGCUGCAAAGAAUAAAUUAUGGGAAGAAAUUGAAGAGAUCCUUAAUCCCAAUAAAGAAAACCCACAAUACACUGCUGCUUAUUUUAAAAAUAAGUGGAGAAAUUUAUUAGACACGUAUAGAGUGUAUUUAUCAAAAGAAAGAACACAAAGUGGACAAGCUGCUCACAAAAAAAAACCAUGGAGAUUUAUGGACCAAAUGGGUUUUAUAAAAGAAAGUAUUGACCUCGAACAAUCAACAAUUUUCCAAGAACCAUGUCACACAGUUCUACCUGUAAUAAUUCAGAUUCAGAAAGUAAUAAUGAUACUAACAAUGUACAUGAAAAACGUGCAAAAAAUACAAAUACUGAUUAUAUCGAAAAAAUAGUAACAGCUCUUGAAAAGCCUAUUGCAGCACCUACAAUAAUACAACCGGAAAUACAAAUUCCUAAAAGAGAUGAAAUAAGUCAAUUUUGUUUAA
Monomorium pharaonis (pharaoh ant) is the source of this 967-nucleotide messenger RNA. RefSeq lists its product as uncharacterized. The transcript is spliced from 6 exons. Gene Ontology annotation, cellular component: nucleus; transcription regulator complex. Lineage: Eukaryota; Metazoa; Arthropoda; Insecta; Hymenoptera; Formicidae. Gene Ontology annotation, biological process: regulation of transcription by RNA polymerase II. The record is from RefSeq and is a predicted model, not a curated record. The coding region runs from base 152 to 874 and encodes 240 amino acids.